CUUCCCCCUUCUUUUUUUUUUUCCUUUCUUCAUCAUCAGUAGCGGUUUACUUUUACCUUAUGUUAAAAUGUAAAUCUUACCGGGGCUCCGUCAAGUACGGCUCGCUGAGGGUUAUCUUGUGUGGGAUUAUUUUCUCUAUGGGUUUCCUUCCGUUCCCAGCCUUGGAGAACAGGUUUGCGCUUUCGGGCAACAACCACGUCUUCCUUUUUUUCUCAUGUUAUGGCUUCGCUAGGGAGUUUUUUCUGAAAAGAUAAAAUCCCCAUGCGCUGGAGCUGUGGAGGAGGCGGUACAUACAUA
Aspergillus sclerotioniger CBS 115572 is the source of this 297-nucleotide messenger RNA. RefSeq lists its product as uncharacterized. NCBI's taxonomy places the organism in Eukaryota, Fungi, Ascomycota, Eurotiomycetes, Eurotiales, Aspergillaceae. The coding region runs from base 60 to 254 and encodes 64 amino acids. The record is from RefSeq and is a predicted model, not a curated record. The transcript has a single exon.